UUUUCAAUUGUCAGACAGUCUUUAAAUUUUUAAAAACGGGCUGUUGCCGCCUCAAACACUGUACUAGAAGCAUUGCAAAUUUAAACCAUGAAACCUUCAUCGUCACCAUGCAAUGCUUGUUUAAAUCCCAGACUGUCGAUAAUCUCAGUUUUAUGUCGAAUUUGUUACGACAACGAUAAAGACGAAGCGUUAAUAGCUCCAUGCCACUGCAAGGGUACCGUAGCUUUUGUUCAUCGCAGCUGCCUGGAACGCUGGUUGGCCGAAUCUAAUACAACCAUGUGUGAGCUCUGCCACGUAGUAUUCAGAACGGAGCGUUCACCUAAGUAUACAUCCAGGCAAUCUAUAUGGAGGUGGUUGAAAAGCCAUCCUCCCGGUGGUAUUGGAAGAGGUGUACGAAGCGAUAUUAUAGCGUGUACUGUGAUAACCCCAGUGGCUAUCAUAAUUACGUACGUUUGUCUCUUCUCAUCUGACUACUAUAAUCAGAAAAAGUUUAUCAUGGUCCCUGCAGCUCGCUGGACGUCGGUAUCACUACUUAUAAUGAUAGGGAUUAUGUUGAUCGGAUACUAUUUAUGGGUCUAUUCAGUCAUUAGGUUGCAUUCAAGACUGUGGUAUAAUUGGUGGCAGAGGGAGUGUGUGGUAAGAUAUAUACCUCCGAGUGCAGCGCACAUUUGUUGUCAUAAUGCCACUGAGAUCGAGAAUCCAGUUAAUACACCAGUAUCGACAACAGUGUCUACGGCAGUUUCUACACCCCUAUCAAUAGAAAUUCCUAUUUUUGAAGACGAAUAUGACGAUGUAAGAAGUAGGCAAGAUGCAGAGACAGAGGUUGAAGAGGGGAAUUUUGGUCUUGUGGACGAAACCAAUGUGACUGAAGAAGCAAUUAUGGUUGAACAAGUGCUUAUGUCUGAAGAAGCGAUUGUCACUAAUGUUGUUAGGCACGAACAAGUUGUUAUUGUUGAAAUGCCCGAAAAUGAGGACAUUGGCGAAGGAGAUAAAUCUGCGCAAUACGAAAAUAAAUCAACCAGUGCAUAG
Molecule: messenger RNA, 1029 nt
Organism: Zophobas morio
Lineage: Eukaryota; Metazoa; Arthropoda; Insecta; Coleoptera; Tenebrionidae
Product: E3 ubiquitin-protein ligase MARCHF2-like
Exons: 2
Coding region: 88-1029 (313 amino acids)
Biological process (GO): protein ubiquitination
Molecular function (GO): ubiquitin-protein transferase activity; zinc ion binding
Source: RefSeq, a predicted model, not a curated record